AUGGAAAAACCACCUUCACAAAGUUCACGAAGAAACAUGAGUGCAUCUUCCGUAACUACUAUGGCCAAUAACAAUACGGACGAGCACGUAUUUUCGAGUAAUUUCGAAGAUUAUGACAUUCGUAAUCCUAUUGGAUAUGGCUCUUCAGCUAUUGUGUAUAAUGCAGUAUAUAUACCUUUGAAUAAAAAAGUUGCAGUGAAGAUAAUUGAUAUGGAUUAUUUUGAAAGAGAUCAAAUUGAUGAAUUAAGGCGAGAAACGCAAACGAUGUCUUUAUCGAAACAUGCCAAUAUACUACGUGUCUAUGGUUCAUUUGUGAAAGAGUCCAAAUUGUAUAUAGUCACGCCUUACAUGGCAGCCGGCUCGUGUUUGGAUAUUAUGAAAACUGCAUAUCCUGACGGACUUGAGGAGACGGUAAUAGCCGCGAUAUUGAAACAAGCGUUACAAGGAUUAGAUUAUUUACAUAAGCAUAAACAUAUUCAUCGAGAUGUCAAAGCAGGUAAUCUUCUUAUGGAUGACGAUGGAUCAGUUUUACUUGCGGAUUUUGGCGUAUCUUCCUCUCUCGAGAAUGGAGAUCGAAAAAAUUAUCGUAGGACUUUUGUCGGGACGCCAUGCUGGAUGGCACCCGAAGUCAUGGAACAAGCUGGUUAUGACUACAAAGCCGACAUAUGGUCAUUUGGCAUAACAGCUAUUGAGUUAGCGACAGGCCAUGCACCAUUUGCUAAAUAUCCACCAUUGAAGGUGCUUAUGCUUACUAUUCAAAGCGAUCCUCCAACUCUUAAUAGAGAAAAAACUAAACAUAAGUACUCGAAAUCUCUGAAAGAAAUGAUUGAUACAUGUUUACAAAAAGAUCCCACCAAAAGACCAAACACAGAAAGACUUUUGAAUCACGCAUUCUUCAAACAAGCAAGGAAAAAAGAUUUUCUAGUGGCAAAAUUGUUACAGAGUUUGCCUCCACUAGAACAACGGCCACACAAAAGAGUACAACAAAAAACUAUAACUUAUACACGAGGUGUUUCAUGGGAUUUUGCAGAUGCCGAAAACAAAGAUGAAAAUAUGAAUAAAUUGAUGGAUGCUGAAAAACAAGAGGAUGAUGCGCCAAUACCCUUGGAAGAUAAUUCACUUUCUGCCGCCAAAAAAGUAUCAUUUAUUACUGCGUCAGAAGUCACCGAAAAGAAAAAUUUCGAUGGAGUUUCUUCAAUAAAACCUUCAAGAUUUAAUUCGGAAACAUCAACUUCAUCUUCUGUACCAACAGCGCAAAUUCAUCAUCAUAACCAUCGAUUGUCUCAAUCAUAUCCGACUUCGACUGGCGCAAAUAUGACAGCAAUACAAAAUCAAUCUACAUCAUCGCUUCCACAAAAAAAAGAGGAAGGCGUUAUUGUGAAUAAUAGCAACUCGAAUUCUUCUUUAACUUCAGAGAAUCAGCAGCAACCGAAUAAGCUUCAAACACAAGGAGAAAUAAAAAAAGGAAGGUUCAGCGUAAUGGAAAACACGAAGUCACGAGAAAGAUCCCCUUCUGGAGGAUCACAAUAUGACUCUGAUAACAUCCAGCAUCCCAUUUUAAAUAAGGAGAAAUCAAGCGAGAAUAUAACAGACAGCAAGCGAGGCCGAUUCGAAGUUCAACAUCCAAACUCAGUUAAUCCUAUUGAUAUACAAUCAGCUAAUAUUCCAGCACCUAAUGUGUCGAGAGAGAAUUCGCUACACUCUUAUUCUAGUCUUUCUCGAGAAUCAACCAUUUCUCGAAGUGAUGGACCAACUUUCCAUGAUGCACACCAAAACCAAGAGAUAACUCGUCGUCAACAAACUGAAAGUUAUGUUAAACAAUUGAAUCGAGCCCAUACAGAAAAUGAAGUUAACCACGAAACUACAGAGAAACCACAUACCAAGAAGGGUAGAUUUGAAGUUUCAGUUUCUGAUGCAGCUACAAAAGUAGAUGAUCCCAUGCCUUCACCUGGAAAAAUUUUAAAUUCAGACAUCACAUAUUCGCCCCAGUCUACUUAUUUAGGAAAUUCUUCGAAUACAUCUCCCAUGUCUACUCUGAUACGUGGUCAAAGUUUAAAUUUAGACCCAAAUUCAUUGCUUUUUCAUAUAGAAACCAUGAUGCACAAACUCUUACAUAUGAAUGAAAAUAUCGCUGAAAGCAAAUCUAUUGCUGCUGACACUACAAUUUAUUUGGGGUCUCUCGGUCGUCAAUUCAAAUCACUUAAUCACGAAAUUGAGGAACUACGUAAAGAAAAUGAAAGGUUGAAAAGUAAACUUGAUCAAUUAUCAAAAUCAUCAAAUAACAAUAGUUCAGCUCCCGUCAAUAAUACAAAUGUUGUUGAUUCAUCGAGUAUUUCCCAACAUCAACAAUUAUUUGAACCUCCCAACUCCAAAAUCCCAUGA
This is a messenger RNA of Ambispora gerdemannii, 2382 nucleotides long. Lineage: Eukaryota; Fungi; Glomeromycota; Glomeromycetes; Archaeosporales; Ambisporaceae. The record is from the annotation of a GenBank genome assembly.